AUGGUCAUCAGCAUUAUCCCCGCAUUCUUACUCUCCUCGACAUUCCUCUCUUUGGUGUCGGCCUACUCAUUCACCAUAUCGACCCCGCGGCAGUGCCAGAAUCUCACUGUUUCGGUUACUGGAGAAGACGGAGAACCUCCUUACCGCCUCCUUCUCCUCCCCUUCGGCCCGUCGCCCCUUCCUGAUAAUGUCGAAGUUCGGCAGAUAGAAGAUAUUCCGUUCGGCGCUGGGGAGACAGUGUUGUCUUUCCCGUUGAGAUAUCCGGACCGUUCGCAGUUUGUUGUGGUAGUUAGCGAUGGUGCCGGCUUCGGAACGGGAGGAACGAGCGUGGUGACGGCUGUACUGCCCAACGAUGAUGGAGCCGGCGUGUGCUUCGACCCUUCAACCAACGUCUCUCCCUCAUUCGCAUUCUCCCUCAACCCACCAAACCAAAUCGUGCAGUGCACCCCUACCAGGCUAUGGUGGGACAACACGACCGUCCAGGGUAUUCCUUCCUUCCUGGGUGUGAUUCCAGGCGGCAGGUCCUUCGUUGUUCCGGAAGGACCCAUCACGGAUGUUCCCUCGCAAGGAACGGGAUUCUCGUGGACGCCGUCCGUACGCGCUGGCACGACCCUCGUUAUAGUCGGCGGCGACGAUCGAGGCGUUGGGUCGGGCGGAUCGUUGGUGACUAUCGUUUCGGCGGGAGUCAGGCCAAAUGAGGAUUGUCUCGACGAUGACAGUCCCAGUUCUACGCCUGGUAGCCCAGCAGGCCCGCCUACGAGUACCGGCAGUGCAUGA
This is a messenger RNA of Pleurotus ostreatus (oyster mushroom), 777 nucleotides long. RefSeq lists its product as uncharacterized. NCBI's taxonomy places the organism in Eukaryota, Fungi, Basidiomycota, Agaricomycetes, Agaricales, Pleurotaceae. The transcript is spliced from 3 exons. The record is from RefSeq and is a predicted model, not a curated record. The coding region runs from base 1 to 777 and encodes 258 amino acids.